GUCGCGUGGGUAAUCGAAUCUUCUGCAAUUCGACGACUUUCAAAAAGGAAAGGACGUAAGUUCUUUUUGUUUUAUCUCGUGUAGUAUCUAUCGAGAUAAGUCCAUCAAAGUUGAAUGCGAGAGCCUUUUGCAACGAAUCAAAAUCAACAAGACGUGGAAAGAAAAAGAAGAUGUCGGUUGAAGAGAAGAUAAGUCGUGAUGCUGAAAUGGAAGACAAAAAGCUUUGACAGCAAGAGGGAAAAAAGGCAUUUCAAGAAGCGAGUAUAUUUAUAGACACCCAGCAUGAAGAAUCCUAUUGGUGAAUUGAUACUCAACUUCAUCGGAAACAUUUACUGGCAGAACAAAAGCCCAAUUUAGUGAAAAGCCAUUUUGCCAUCCCAUAGAAAUGCCAUUUAUACUCUGAGAAAUAUUGGCGAAAUAAAUGUGUAGGAGGCUAGGAGCCACUUUCUUCCUUUCCACGUCACUUCAAGUUAGGAAGACGGAGCUGUUGCUGCCUGUCGUGAUGGUACCAUUCAAUUACGACGCCAUUAGCAUUCGACUCGGGCGGCGCAGGGUACUAUAGGCAGUGAUUUUUUCAACAUCUCCGACGACGUGCUUUGCAACUCCUUAUCAAAAGAGUUGCCCUGGGCGACCCGUUCAGCCUGGCAGCCUAAUAAGCCUCCUUGAGCUCGAGUGGAAAUUUAGCCGGUCUCUUUCUAGCUCUUUGGCUCCUUAUUUAUUGGCGAUGGAAGCAAAUAAAAGUAGGAAGAAAUUCCCUUCCAACCGCCAGCGCAGAGCGGAGCCUUGAAGGAUCGACGGUAUACGAGUUGGAAAAGGCCAUCACCAUCGGCCAUUACGACGGCAGGAUGUCGGUCGAGAGGAAAUGGGAAACCCUAUUACACACACUAGGAAACCAUCGGAAUGACGCUGGGGGAUGGUCAGCGUCGGGCAUAUCGAAUCUCGUCCAGCUCCUCUUUGAUCCGCUUCUCCGCAUCCCCACGAUUGACGUGAGGAACGAGCGGGAGCGAAAAUUUUGAUUUUCCCGUGUCGCCGAGGUGUUUGUUCUUCCUACGCGUCGUUCCUGUCGGGAUUCCCACACUCGGCGGAAGGAAAGACAACAACAACCUCCAAAAUAAAAAUGAAGAAAAUGGCAGCGCCGGCGCAGUUGACAUUACUCCUCCUCCCUUUCCCUUUGGGGUUGGAAGUUUGUAUCUGGCUGGUUCUUCUUCUUCUUUUCUCUCGGCGACGAUGAUGGUGAUAUCCCCGUCCACACACACACACACACACGGGAAAAAGAGAGAAAAAAAAAACGGUCGGGAAGGAGAGAGAGGAGCGCGCAGCAUCCCAGUCCCGGAAUAUCCGCGACUGCACGCACCUUGCGAGCGGGUAGUCGGUUGGCGUAAGGUGGGCCAGCAGGAUCCUUGCCUUUUGUCCUCCCGCUCGGAACUCCUUUCACUUUCUCCUUUCUCUCCUUUUCUCAUUAAUUCUUUCUCUCCUAUCUUACUAAAGCAACUCAUUUUCUCAUUUCUAUUUUCAUCUGAAUUUCCGUUUGGGUUUUUGGUUGUUUUUUUAAAUUUCGAAUUUACCCGCCGUUUUUUUCUUUUUUCCCCCGAAAGGAGAAAUUUAUUUGAAUGUCUUCGACACCGAGUCGUUCGUCGUUGACGGCCACUUGACACGUCGGGGACCGUUCAAUAAAUUUCGAUCCUUUUUUCCCCCACAUCCCUCGCCAAUCCCAAAUUCGAUCGGUUUUAAAUCCGCACAGAAAUUUAAAAAUAGGAAUUUAAUUCGGUGUAAAAAAAAAGGUUAGUGGUUUUGGUGCUGGCCGGGCUGGUUGCGAGAGAGAGUUGAAGCGGAUGACCGGACAAGUGGAGACAUCCGGAGAACAAGAUCAUCGUCGCUGCCAGCCAUGAAGAAGAAAUUGUUGUGUCGCUCCUGGCGAUGGCUGAGGCUGUCGGCCGCCGUGUUUUUCGUGAUGGUGACGGCCGCCUCCGGCCAGUUGGCCUUCACUUUCCAGCAGAACCACCCGCCGCAGCAGCAGCAGCCGGAGCGGGAGAGCGAGUACGCCCACCACCUGAUCCGCAUUCCGGGCGACAUUGUCUUUGGCGGAUUGUUUCCCAUGCACGAGCACCUGGUGCUGACGGACCACGGCGGCGGCGGAGGAGGCGCGGCUGCCGGACUCGGCGGCGGUGGCCUGGAAUUCCCCUGCGGAGCCAUCAAGGAGGAGAAGGGCAUCCAGCGACUGGAAGCCAUGCUCUACGCUCUGGAUCUCAUCAACGACGACCCGCACAUCCUGCCCAACAUCACCAUCGGCGCCGUCAUCCUCGACACUUGCUCCAGCGACACUCACGCCCUCGACCAGUCGAUGGAAUUCGUCCGAUCCUACAUGAACAAGGACGCGUCCGAGUACCAGUGCGAAUCGGGAGACGCUCCGCGCUACGUGCCCCACAAGCCCAUCACGGGCGUGAUUGGCGCCAGUUUCUCGACAGAGUCCAUCAUGGUGGCCAACAUCCUCCGCCUCUUCAAGAUUCCGCAAAUCAGCUACGCUUCAACCAGCGCCGAACUGUCUGACAAGUCGCGUUUCGAGUAUUUCAGCCGCGUCGUCCCGCCCGAUAACUUCCAGGCCCAGGCCCUUGUGGAAAUGGUCCGCCAACUCGGCUGGAAGUACGUCUCCACCGUGGCCGUCGAAGGCGACUACGGAGAAAAGGGUAUCGCUUCGUUCGUGACGCUGGCCGAGGCCGCCGGAAUUUGCAUCGCCGUGUCGGAGAAGAUUCUGAGACGGGCGGAAGACGCCGAUUACGAUCGCAUCAUCGAGCGGCUCUCGCAGAAAUCCAGCGCCCGCGGAGUCGUCAUGUUCGCCGACGAGGACGAAACCAGGCGGAUGUUGGCGGCCACGAUGCGUCUGAACAAGACGGGCCAAUUCCUUUGGGUCGGCAGCGACUCGUGGGGAGCUAAAUUGCAUCCGGUGCGCGAUCAAGAGUUUGCAGCCGAAGGAGCCAUUACCAUCCUGCCCAAAAGAUCCUCAUUGGCCGGAUUCGACGCUUAUUUCAAAGCUCUCCGGCCCAAGACGGCCAAAGUGUGCGGCAGUGUCGGCGGCGGAUCGGCUAAUCACAACGGAGGCGGAGGUGGUGGUGGACCUGCUGGCGGAUUCGCGUCAGGUGCGGCCAGUUUCAACGCCAGCGGCAACGGCGAGAAUCAAUACUAUCGCAACGCUGUCAAGGGCUCGAGGAUCUACAACUGCCGCAAUCCGUGGUUCCGCCUAUUCUGGGAACAGCAUUUCAAAUGCAGGUUCAAUUCCAGCUCAUCCGCCGCAUCCGGACAUUCUUCGUCAACUUUGCCCGAGUGCAAAGGCGGAGACAAGCUCACCUACUACGAGCAAGAGGGACUGGUUCCUUUUGUCGUGGAUGCCGUUUACGCCAUGGCUCACGCCGUUCACCGGAUGAUCGCCGACGUCUGCGGACACGACGCCCGCGAGCUCUGCGACGAGCUCAAACCGGCGCCCUCCGGCAGAAACUUGCUCAAGUACAUCAGAAACGUCAAUUUUAUCGGUCCUCAGGGUCAGCCGGUCCGGUUCAACAAGGACGGCGACGCCUACGGCAGCUACAGCUUCUAUCAGUAUCAGCGUCACGGCAGCAAGUACGACUACGUGCGCAUCGGUGAUUGGAGCGCUUCGUUGGUCCUCAAUAUGAGUAUGCUGGCCUGGCCCAAUAGCACCAGAGGGACCAUCCCCAGGUCCAUUUGCAGCGACUCGUGCCCCAACGGCUACAUCCGAAACUUCCAGGAUCAAUGCUGCUGGAGUUGCGUGUCGUGUCGCGAGGAUAGCUACUCGUUCAACGACACAUGCGUGGCCUGCGCUCCUGGCUACGCUCCCAAUCGCGACUUCAACGGAUGCGAUAAGAUUCCGGCCGAGCAUUUGACCUGGGACAGCCCCUGGGCCAUUGUUCCGCUUGUUUUCACGGCCCUGGGCGUCACGGCCACCCUCUUCACGCUCACCGUCUUCUUGCGUUACAAUAGCACUCCGAUGAUUAUGGCGUCCGGAAGGGAAUUGUGCUACCUGCUGCUGACUGGCAUCCUCCUCUGCUACUUGAUGGCAAUCCCGAUCCUGGCCAAGCCCAACGUGUUCACCUGCAGCCUCCUGCGCGUCGGCCUGGGCUUCGCCCUCUGCCUCUGCUACAGUUCCAUCCUGACUAAGACAAACCGGAUCUCUAGGAUCUUCAACCGCGGGUCCAAGGCCGGCAUCAAGCGGCCGUCGUACACGUCGCCCAAGUCGCAGAUCGUCAUCUGCUGCGGCCUGGCCUCGAUCCAGCUAGGCGGCAGCCUGGUCUGGCUCAUGUUCGAGCGACCCAGCACCAAGGAGGUGCACCCGCAGCCGCUGACGGCCAUCCUGACGUGCGGCGUCAGCAAUUUGUCGCUGGUCCUCUCGCUCCUCUACAACAUGCUCCUCAUCAUCCUGUGCACUUUCUACGCCUUCAAGACCCGCAAGAUCCCCGAGAACUUUAACGAGGCCAAGUACAUCGGUUUCACCAUGUACAGCACCUGCAUCGUCUGGCUGGCCUUUGUGGCCAUCUACUUUGGCACCUACAACGACUACAAGAUCCAGACGGCCACUCUGUGCGUUUGCGUCAACAUUAGCGCAUCAGUAGCCCUGGGCUGUCUCUUUGUCCCCAAGGUGUACAUCGUCCUCUUCCAGCCGUACAAGAACGUCCGCACGCCCGGAAGCGGGGUUCAACGAAGUGGAGAUCACCGGGGGAUGAACAAGUUCAGCACCAGUGGCGGUGUGAGCGUGGGCGGCGGCGGCGCUGCGACUCCCAGCAACAGCCAGCAGCCGUUGGCCAGCAGCAUUAGCCAUCCGCCGGCGACUUUGAGCAGCGCCACUCAGUCGAUGACGUCGCUCAGUCGCUUUACUAAUCCCACCACACCGACGGCGGCGACGGCCAGCGGUGGUGGCGGCGGAGCUUCUACCUCCCAUGGCGUUGCCGUUUCCACCAUUUCGCUGGGCAGCGCCACAGUGGCCGUCCAGGCCAACGGGUCGGACAUGAGUCGAGCCGAGGCCGAACGAGAUUCCAAUAAUCUCAGCUAGGGAAGGUGCGAGGUGCUGCUCUAAAUUCAAAUCAACGGCCAGGAAAAGUUGAAAAAAUCUCAUCUAUAGACAUUUCAGAUGUACAUUUUUUUUAAAACUAAAACAAUCGACAAAUCAUCAUCAACUAAUUCAUGUCUUAUUUCGAAACAAACAAUUUUUAGAAACAAAAAAUCUUUUGACAUUAUCAGAUGGCGGCACCUCGACACAUUCUCAGCAGCUAAGACUUUUUCUUCUUUUUUUUUUAAUUAUCUUUUAUUCAUUUCGAUUGCCAAUUUGAUCAGAAAUGGGUUCCUUUCCUCUCUCCUCCUGCAUCCGUCCUCGUGCGAUCCCCCACUAUUUUCGGCGUUCAUUUCAAAACCCGGUGAUCUCUAUUAAGUUAACAAUUAAUUUCGAAUUGAUUUUUGAGUUUUCCAUAUUUAAAAAAGUUUAUGUAAUUGAAGUUUAAAAAAAAUAAUAAUAAUGUUGUACAUAAUUAAAGCUGUCGGGAUUGAGGAUUUGACCUUUGUGGGUGGUUCUGUCUCGGCAAUCGAGUCCCGCAACUCUUUCCAAAUUUUCAAAAGGACCGCGGAAUUUGUUUUUUUCUCUGAAAUUCAAAUUGAACCAAAGAAAAACAAAUUAACGACCGUCCCGGAAAGAAUUCAAAAGGUGUUGCGGGAUGAUUGACUGAGCCCCCUUUGCCGAGACAGGAUCACACAGACAGGAUUGAUUCAAUCAUUUUUUUUUUUAAAUUUCUGUUUAAACUGAAAAAUAUAUCACCGUCAGCCAAAGGGAUAAAAAAUAAAUCAUUCGCUGUUGAUAUGAAAUGAAUUAAAAAGGGUUCGUUGUUAUUCCUAAAAAAAAAAUGAAUCAUUAUUAUGUGUGUUGUUAACUAUCAUCAAUAAGAGAAAAAUUCCUUGUAUCGAUUUCCCCCACCCACCCCACUUAGCACCUCGUACCCACCCCCACUUGUAAUAAUGUUAAAUCAAUUCAAUAAUUCAUUUCUCUCUCUCUCUCGUCUUAUUGACUCGGUUAAACUAAAUUGGACUCGCUCGCCGUUGCUUUUGUGUGUGUAAAUAAAAGAGAGGACUUCUCUGGACGAGAUGUAAUCCUGUACUAUAUACAUAUAUAUGCUACAUAUAUACAAAUAUAAAUUAAUUUCUAUAUUAUAA
This is a messenger RNA of Daphnia pulicaria, 6204 nucleotides long. Its product is annotated as metabotropic glutamate receptor 2-like. Bases 1886 to 5056 code for a protein of 1056 amino acids. Gene Ontology annotation, biological process: regulation of synaptic transmission, glutamatergic; G protein-coupled glutamate receptor signaling pathway. The record is from RefSeq and is a predicted model, not a curated record. The transcript has 20 exons. Gene Ontology annotation, molecular function: adenylate cyclase inhibiting G protein-coupled glutamate receptor activity. Lineage: Eukaryota; Metazoa; Arthropoda; Branchiopoda; Diplostraca; Daphniidae. Gene Ontology annotation, cellular component: membrane.